AUGACGUCCAUUUAUGAACGAGCUCUCCUAAGAGACAAAUACAACCAAGCACUAUCGGGUUUGGUCGAAAGACUAGAUUCCCAAGCCCAGGCAGCUUAUGGACAGGACGAACUUACUAGCCUCGGCAUUUCUCUUAGAUCUUUUGAUCCUUAUGACAGGAAUUUCCUCAAUUCUAAAGCCUGCCUCUUUAGACCUAUGACCUUGGAGGAGUUUAGAAAAUAUUCUUUUCCCGAGUCUGAACUCGACGGGGGCGGUAUUGAUUAUUAUAUCGACUUUGACGCAAGCUAUGAUGAACCUGCAAAUAUGAAAAAUGUUUCUCCUUCAAUUAUCAUGAGGGAAAGAGCAUUUCAAACCUACAACUAUUUGCAAGUCUGUUACGUCUACUUGCGCAAGCAGAUUGGGCGAGAUGAUGAAUAUCUUGAAGAAAUCACUGGAUGGUCCCAAAUCAAACAUGACAAUUCGUUCUGGGAUAAUGGACAGAGACUAAUGUAUGGCCAUCGUGGAGACUUUCUACAUUGGGAUACAUAUGCCCAGAGGGAGUGGCAGGACGACGACGAUAACCCAGAAACACUUCGCCCGCAUAUUAUACUCCUUAUUUGCACUGGAGCAGAAGCCAAAGAUAAUGAAUUAUUGCUUGGCGAAUUAGGACCUAUUGCACAAGCAAUUGAAAACCGUCUGCAGCAGAAGGAAUUUGAAAAAACAUCGCUUUUUCCAGUACUGGCUAUAUCUCUUUUUGGGCCGCGACAUGGCCGUCUCCUGCAAGCCCAUUUCGACAAGUCUGGUAUAUUAAAAGUUCUGGUUUCGCCUAUCUACAGCUUUCUAUCUAGGACCGACGCACCCUCCGAGCUUUUUCUUCGCUACUAUGUCUCUGAACCUCAGGAUGGUCCAGAGUACGAGUUCUGGAGCGAAGAAGAAGACACAGCAGCCCAGACCCACCAGUAUGUUGCCCCGUUGCCCGGAUCCGACAUUGAAAACAUCCCCCCCAAAGAAGGCGACGUCCUAUGUUGA
Paecilomyces variotii is the source of this 1008-nucleotide messenger RNA. RefSeq lists its product as hypothetical. Lineage: Eukaryota; Fungi; Ascomycota; Eurotiomycetes; Eurotiales; Thermoascaceae. The coding region runs from base 1 to 1008 and encodes 335 amino acids. The record is from RefSeq and is a predicted model, not a curated record. The transcript is spliced from 3 exons.